Aureobasidium melanogenum CBS 110374 is the source of this 1464-nucleotide messenger RNA. Its product is annotated as tyrosine decarboxylase. Gene Ontology annotation, molecular function: carboxy-lyase activity; pyridoxal phosphate binding. Gene Ontology annotation, biological process: carboxylic acid metabolic process. Bases 1 to 1464 code for a protein of 487 amino acids. The record is from RefSeq and is a predicted model, not a curated record. NCBI's taxonomy places the organism in Eukaryota, Fungi, Ascomycota, Dothideomycetes, Dothideales, Saccotheciaceae. The transcript has a single exon.
AUGGAAGUAGAAGCUACAGCGACCCCUUCGCAUGUGCUCCCAUCUGCCUCCCAGAUCUCGGAGGCAUUGCUGGGCCUACACAGAGAGCUUCCCUCCACAGGACUCGGCCUGCAUGCUGCCAAACAACAUUUGACACAAGACGUGGCUCCUGCGCUCAAUGCGAACAGCCAAUCUUCCCGCUACUAUGGCUUUGUGACUGGAGGCGCAACUCCUGCUGCCGUCUUCGCCGACAACAUGGUCACCGAAUAUGAUCAGAACGUUCAAGUACAUCUACCCAACGAGACCGUAGCUACAGAUGUCGAGGCUGCUGCCUUGGACAUGGUGUGCGAUUUAGUCGACCUAAAUCCUAAACAAUGGAACCACAGGUUAUUUACUACAGGUGCUACCGCAAGCAAUAUUCUUGGCCUUGCUUGUGCUCGCGAGCAUAUUAUCAAGACUGCGGCAGCUCGCAGUGGAGUCAUCGCAGAUGUCUCAUCACAAGGUCUUUUUGCUGCCAUGCAAGCUGCCGGCAUAAAUAACAUCCAAAUCCUGACUACCAUGCCUCACAGCUCGCUCAGGAAAGCGGCGUCAGUACUUGGACUCGGACAUGCUAGUGUGAAAGACGUGGGCAACCAUGCAGAUCUCUCACCUCAUCGAUUCGACCUUGAAGCUCUGGAGCUAGCACUACAGAAGAGCCCAAACACCGCUUCAAUCAUCUCAAUAUCGUGCUCUGAAGUCAACAGCGGCCUGUUCGCAACCGAUGCAGAUGAUAUGCUUGUCCUGCGUAAACUGGCUGAUCAGUAUGGUGCCUGGCUACACGUGGACGCAGCAUUUGGUCUACUAGCUCGAAUCCUUCCAACCAAACCAGAGUACGAGCUUCUGAAGCGUGGCGUGAGUGACCUCGACCUUGCAGACUCAAUAGCUGCAGACGCACACAAGCUUUUCAACGUACCCUACGAUUGUGGCAUCUUCCUGUCACGUCAUCUGGAUCUUGCCACGGCUGUGUUUCAGAACCCGGGUGCACCGUAUCUCAGUUCUGCUGAUGGCAGUGUACCUUCGCCACUCAACAUCGGCAUUGAGAACUCGAGAAGAUUUCGAGCAUUACCUGUGUACGCGAAUUUGGUCGCCUAUGGUCGGGAAGGAUUUGUCAAUAUGCUUGAACGCCAGAUUGGACUUGCUCGUAAAAUUGCUGCCUACAUGCAUGCAAGCGAUGCUUACCAGCUUCUUCCCCCAUCAACCCAGCAAGGUGAUCAUACAUACUCAAGUAUCUUCAUCAUUGUCUUGUUCAAGGCAGUCAAUCCAGACCUGAACGCAACAUUGGUACGAAAGAUCAACACCACGAGAAAGAUUUAUGUUUCAGGCACAAGUUGGCAAUCAGAGCCAGCAUGCAGAUUCGCCAUCUCGAAUUGGCAGUCCAGCGUCGAGAAGGAUUGGGAUGUCAUCAAAGAAGUUCUGGACGAUGUAGCUGCUGGUAGUGAUGCUUGA